AUGUAUAAAAACCAGCUGCAAGAGCUGGCACAACGGAGCUGCUUCAAUUUGCCGUCGUAUUCGUGUAUAAGAGAAGGUCCGGAUCACGCGCCGCGUUUCAAAGCCACCGUUAACUUUAAUGGCGAGACGUUUGAGAGUCCACAGUACUGUACAACUCUUCGCCAGGCGGAGCACUCAGCUGCUGAGAUGGCUCUUAACGCCCUUGCCAGCCGCGGCCCUUCUAACUCUCUAGCCGCCCGAAUUUUGGACGAGACAGGUGUAUAUAAGAAUCUCUUGCAGGAGGUUUCUCAAAGAGUUGGAGCGUCUUUGCCAGUGUAUGAAACUUUUAGAUCAGGCUUGGGUCACUUACCAGUAUUUACAUGUACUGUAGAGCUGGCAGGAGUGAUAUUCACCGGUGAGCCAGCUAAGAAUAAAAAGCAAGCUGAAAAGAAUGCAGCCAUGGCUGCUUGGAUGUCUCUGAAACUGAUGGUGCAACAGCAGUCAGAAAAGGCAACGCCAGAAAAGGUGAAAAAUGACGAACAAGAGCAUAUUACUGUGGCACGGGCUCUGCAGAAGUACCUCAUUCGGGCAAGAAUGGCUAAAGAACAAUUCCCAAUUAGAUUUCCGACACAGAAUACAAGACCUCCAAGCACGGUACAGCCGCCUGCUACAUCAUCAAAGAUUCUUCCUUUCAUAUGUCAUAGACAAGCCCGUAGCAAGCCUGUCCUUUCCUCCGGAAAUAUUGGUUCAUUAAGCUCAAAGCCGACUCCUCCAAGCAGACCCGUCAUGGCAACCAUAAAUGACAGUGCAGCCUAUCCUAAAAUAACUCAGGGCCAGCAAACAGGUGCUGCUGUCAAUGAUUAUUUAUCACUGUUAACAGAUAACAGGGGCAAGCCAAAGUUUCCAGCGGCUGGAGCAGCACCUUACAUACCCAUCAGGCAUUUUAGUCCUCAUCAUAGGAUGGCACCACCUGUGACGGUUCGAAAUGCUAUUCCUGUUUUCUCUUCACCACCUCUUCCACCUCCUUCUCAAUCUCCUCGGAUGAUGAGGCCUCCUCCAUCUUCAAGUGUGGUCCCACCUGUUUGCUUAAGACCAGCAGUGGCCAGUUACUGCACACCACCAGUUCGUAUGGAACGUCUAUCCUUGUUGGAUUCACCCAUUCAUGCAGACGAGUCACCAUUUUCUAAGCCACCUAUGCUUCCCAGGUUUGAAGAAUCACUGGGUCCGAAAGUUUCCCAAGCUAAACCAGAGAAUCCACCUAGUGUCCAGACGAGUAUUGGGAGAGUCGAGGAGCUGCCUCCUAAAACUUCAUCGACCCUAGUCGACAUGCCUUCAAGCUCUACCAUUCGACCUAAUCCUGAAGCUUCGCCAGUUCAAAAUGAAUCACCAAUUCAGAAAGUUUCAGUUGUUUCUCCAGUCUGCUCAUCUGCACCUUAG
Molecule: messenger RNA, 1416 nt
Organism: Oldenlandia corymbosa var. corymbosa
Lineage: Eukaryota; Viridiplantae; Streptophyta; Magnoliopsida; Gentianales; Rubiaceae
Source: the annotation of a GenBank genome assembly